Molecule: messenger RNA, 2544 nt
Organism: Nicotiana tabacum (common tobacco)
Lineage: Eukaryota; Viridiplantae; Streptophyta; Magnoliopsida; Solanales; Solanaceae
Product: putative folate-biopterin transporter 2
Cellular component (GO): membrane
Source: RefSeq, a predicted model, not a curated record
CCUUGUAAUUUUUACCUGUCCCCUAUAGCCAUUCUUGAAUCUAUCUUAUUCUUACCCUCUUCAAAGAGAGAGAAAAAGUAUAAUUUAGUAGCAAUAUGCAAGUUGAAAGAUUAAUUAAUGGUCUUUGGCACAUAGUUUUGGGCAAUCUUGAGCAUUUAGCAAACAACAAAGCUUUCAUAUCAGAUAAAGUUAGAAUCUUUUUGAGCAAAACAUACCAUAUUCAAAGUUAGUUGGGUGAAAACAAGCCCAAGAGAUCCCCAUUUGCUUGGAAGUUGACUUUUCAAGCCAUUUUUUUGAACCAAAAUCUUGAAAAACCUAAUCUUGAACUGGGGUUUUCUUGUUUUUUUGAAACCAUUUUACCUAUAGGGAGUAUUCAAAGUUAACUAGGAGAAAAAUCUCUAAAAUCCCAUGUGUAAAACUAGCCCAAGAGAUCCCCAUUUUCUUGGAAGUUGACUUUUCAAGUCAUUUUUUGUACCAAAAUCUUGAGAAAACCCAAUCUUGAACUGGGGGUUUCUUGUUUUUUUAGUCCAUUUUACAGAUUGGGAGUAUUCAAGGAGAAAACUAUCUAAAAUACCAUGGAAAUAACAAGCCCAAGGGAUCCCCAUUUGCUUGGAAGUUGACUUUUCAAGACAUUUUUUUGUACCAAAAUCUUGAAAAGACUCUAUCUUGAACUGGGGUUUUGUUUUCUUGUUCUUUUGAGAUCCAUUUGUAAGUAUUUGGUGAGUUAUGGGGGAAGAAUCCAAACUUCAAAUUCAUAGUGAAGAGGAAGUUGAAGAAAGUGAGAAUACCGACGGGAUCUGUUGUAGUUCUAUGUUGUGUGCUCCAAUCAACUGGUUUAAAAUGCUAGCUGUGGAAUUGCACUGGAGUUUUGUGUUUGGUGUUGUGAUUGUAUAUGGAGUAAGCCAAGGACUUGGUGGAGCUUUUUCUAUGAUAGGGACAGAGUAUUAUAUGAAGGAUGUACAAAAAGUGCAGCCUUCUGAAUCUCAGGUUUAUUCUGGGAUAACUUCAAUUCCUUGGAUUGUUAAGCCUUUAUGGGGUCUUCUCACUGAUGUUGUUCCGAUUUUGGGGUAUCGUCGCAGACCUUACUUCUUAUUCGCGGGUUCUCUUGGAGUUGUCUCGAUGCUAUUCUUAUCAUUGCACAAGAACUUGCAUAUUGUGUUUGCACUGCUCUCCUUGACCGCAGGAAGUGCGGGGGUUGCAAUUGCGGACGUGACCGUUGAUGCAUGCGUUGCACAAAACAGUGGUUCUCAUCCUUCCCUUGCAGCUGAUAUGCAAAGCUUAUGUUCCUUGAGUUCCUCAAUUGGUGCACUAGUCGGAUUUUCUUUAAGUGGUACCUUAGUUCACUUACUUGGCCCUAUGGGGGUGUAUGGCUUAUUGUCCAUACCAGCUGUGCUUGUGUUUUUGGUUGGAGUUUUGCUCAAGGAACCUCAGACAUACAAUUUUGCUUAUCAACAGGUAAACCAGAACUUCACUGAUGCUGCCAAGGCUAUGUGGAAAACUUUGAAAUGCCCGGAAGUUUGGCGACCAUGUCUUUAUAUGUACUUGUCCUUUGCGCUGAGUUUAGAUAUCCAGGAAGGAAUGUUCUACUGGGCAACAGAUUCAGACGGAGGACCACAUUUUUCGAAGGAAAGUAUUGGAUAUAUAUCAGCUGUAGGCUCCGUUGGAUCGUUAUUGGUGACUAUACUGUACCAAUAUGGACUGAAAGACUAUUGUUUCCGAGACCUGCUCUUUUGGACUCAGUUACUGCUUGGUCUGUCAGGAAUGCUAGAUUUGCUGCUGGUCUUACGUUUAAAUUUGAAAUUUGGCAUUCCCGAUUAUUUCUUUGUGGUGAUAGACGCAAGCAUAUCUCAAAUGAUCAGACGACUAAAGUGGAUGCCACUUCUUGUUCUAAGUUCCAAGCUCUGUCCUUCUGGCAUUGAAGGCACAUUUUUCGCCUUGCUCAUGUCAAUCGACAAUACUGGACUUCUUACAUCAAGAUGGGGAGGUGGAUUGUUGCUUCAUGUCUUUAAAGUUACAAGGACACAGUUUGAUAAUCUCUGGCUCGCCAUUUUGAUAAGGAACAUUUUGAGAAUCACUCCACUUUUUGUACUAUUUUUGGUUCCAAGAAGUGAUCCUAACUCCUCUAGCCUUCCUGAUGAAGUGUCGGAUUCAAAAGAAAACAUUGAAACUCCAGCAACCGAGAAUGAAAAUAUUGAACUUGUCGCUCUGGUUCGCAACAUGGAUGCUAGAUAGCGGAUUAUACACGUUUUAUGGAAGUAACACCAUACUUAUAGAGAUAGUUACGAGGUACAAGUUUUAGACACCAUCUAUUAUUUCGUUUAAAGUUUAGAUAGUAAAAGUUGCUGGAUAGAAGAUUCAUUUUUCUGUGUCUUUAUGAGUUUUUGUCACAUUGAUAACAAAUGUGAACAUGGAAAUUACAGUCUGAAAACAUGUAAAACACUUAUUUCUUGUGGAUCGUAUACGAACAAUGUGAUUCACUCGUUCAGCUUGUGAUUUUUCAUUUAUUGCUCAAUUUUCUGUAUAUUGGAUGUAAUUCUUAUCAUA